Molecule: messenger RNA, 1511 nt
Organism: Oncorhynchus masou masou (cherry salmon)
Lineage: Eukaryota; Metazoa; Chordata; Actinopteri; Salmoniformes; Salmonidae
Product: trafficking protein particle complex subunit 13-like
Exons: 13
Coding region: 65-1318 (417 amino acids)
Cellular component (GO): TRAPPIII protein complex
Source: RefSeq, a predicted model, not a curated record
CGGGGUUUAGCGAUUUGUGGCUGUUGUAACGACCAGGUGAAAGUUCAACCGAACUCCAGACAUAAUGGAAGUAAAUCAGGCAAAACAAGAGCAUCUACUUGCAUUGAAAGUGAUGCGGUUAACAAAACCCACACUCUUCACUAACAUGCCAGUGACAUGUGAAGAUAGAGACCUCCCAGGAGAUUUGUUGGGUCGGCUCAUGAAGGAGGAUCCAUCCACUAUUAAAGGAGCAGAGGCUUUAAUGCUGGGAGAGAUGCUCACACUACCUCAGAACUUUGGAAAUAUUUUCCUUGGCGAGACCUUCUCAAGUUACAUUAGUGUGCACAAUGACAGCAGCCAGGUGGUCAAGGACAUACUCGUCAAGGCAGACCUGCAGACCAGCUCUCAGAGGUUAAACCUAUCAGCGUCCAACAACGCAGUCACAGAGCUGAAGCCUGAGUCCUGCGUUGAUGAUGUCAUCCACCAUGAAGUCAAAGAGAUUGGGACUCACAUUUUGGUUUGUGCAGUCAGUUAUACCACACAGGCUGGAGAGAAGCUGUACUUCAGGAAGUUCUUCAAAUUUCAGGUUCUGAAGCCGCUCGACGUCAAAACCAAGUUCUACAAUGCAGAGAGUGACCUCAGUUCUGUGACAGACGAGGUGUUCCUGGAGGCCCAGAUCCAGAACAUCACCACGUCGUCCAUGUUCAUGGAGAAAGUAUCCCUGGAGCCCUCCGUGAUGUACAACGUCGCCGAGCUCAACACCGUGGAGACUGAGGACGAAGGAACGUCUACAUUUGGGAAGAUGUCUUACUUGCAGCCCAUGGACACGCGCCAGUAUCUCUACUGUCUGAAGCCCAAGCCAGAGUUUGCAGAGAAGGCGGGCAGCAUCAAGGGCGUGACGGUGAUCGGCAAACUGGACAUUGUGUGGAAGACCAACUUAGGAGAAAGAGGAAGGCUGCAGACAAGCCAGCUACAGAGAAUGGCUCCAGGUUACGGAGACGUCAGGCUAUCGCUGGAGAUGAUCCCAGACACAGUCAACCUAGAGGAACCCUUCGACAUCACCUGUAAAAUCACCAACUGCAGUGAGAGGACCAUGGACCUGGUGCUGGAGAUGUGUAACACCUGCUCCAUCCACUGGUGUGGUGUAUCAGGGAGACAGCUUGGCAAAGUCAGCCCCAGUGCCUCACUCUCUUUGCCCCUCAAACUCCUCUCCUCUGUCCAGGGACUGCAGAGUAUAUCCGGCCUGAGACUAACCGACACAUUUCUGAAGAGGACGUAUGAAUACGAUGACAUUGCACAGGUGUGUGUGGUCUGUCCAUACAUGAGCCGGGAGAGCUAAGACCUUUCCAGACCCUUCUAGAACCCAGCACUAUAAAUCUCAAAUCGCCAUGCACCAACUUCCAAACUCUGCACCUACUAUCACCUUACAGUACACACCCCAAGGUUAUCAUGUUUUAACAGAUGUUAUGUUUUUAAUGUUUACUUUGCAAAAAAAAUCUGGAUUUUAAAUGUGAAUAAAAGCGGUAAUUUAA